CUCAAUAAAUUCACAGAUACGGAGUGAGGAAGAGACUGUGUGUGUGGGGUUCUGUUGUGCCGUUUUGUUCCGUGACUGUGAGUGAAUUAGUUAAAAAGCUCAAUCAAAAUGUACAAGACGAAGCUGCAGGAGCUUUGCCACCAGAAACGGUGGGUUUUGCCCAGGUACUCCGCCAUGAAAGACGGUCCUGAUCACAUCCCUAGCUUCAAAGCUUCAGUCUCUGUCAAUGGCCUUACCUUUGACUCUCUCGUACCCCGCUCUUCUUCCAAACUUGCUCAAAACGAAGCUGCCAUGCUCGCUUUUCUCCAUUUCACUUCUUCUGAUCCGCCAUCGCCUUCACCUGCUACAGAUUUGAAUCAACUGCGUAAAAGCCAGCUGCGGAACUAUGAUCAAAGGAAAAGUUUUGAUUCAACUGCUUUUACCAUUGAAAGUAGCGGCCUCCCUCAUAUUCCUUGCAUGAACGCUACAAGCUCAGUUGAUGAUCAACGUUAUGAGAGGCCAGCAAUUUUCAGCACUUCGAAGGAGGCAGAGCAGGCUGCUGAAAAGGUUUCUUUGAUGUCGCUGUCACUUGACAGCCCUCAGAAGGGUGACUCUGGUCUCUACAAGAAUUUACUGCAAGAGUUAGCUCUGAGGGCAGGCUUUUGCAUACCAACAUAUAAAACCAUAAAGUCUGGCACAGUUCGCAUGCCAACUUUCAUCUCUAUUGUAGAGGUAGAAGGUAAGGACUUUCAUGGUGAGGCGAGGAAAUCCAAGAAACAGGCAGAACAGGAUGCUGCCAAGGUUGCUUACACUGCGCUUAAAGAAAGUAGGUCGAUUCUGCUUCAGUGUUGCAUAUCUUUUAUUUUACAAAAUGGUUACCCGUCAUCACUGAUAAAUUUAAUACUCGGAGAAUUUGUGAUUCUUCUUUCAUUUUCCAGCCAGUCGCAUAUCACUAACCGCUUAUGCAUGCUGCAUGCAUGGCAAUCUGUCUCAACAGAAGAGGCUCAAGAACAGAACUUGGAUGAGAUGCUACCCAGUAUGGUUAAAGUCAGCAAUGAGAUUUCCAAUCCAUCAUUUCUACAGCCAUCUGAGGAAGACAUGAUGAAGAGCAUCAAGAGCUUACCAUCUUCUGAAUCAGUGCAUGAAUCCCCAGAGAAAGAGUGUCCAUCCUCCCCAGAAUCCUCACAGCUUGACCUCUCUGCCCUUUCGAUUCCAGAGCUCAACAACGCAAAGACUCCUGAAACAAGUAGUUAUCUGAUUCAUGACAGAAUCAGGGUUUAUACAAGCUUCCCGGAUCUUUCACUCCCCGAGGGAAUAACUCUUCUGCCAAUUAGGGAGAACAGGUGGAUUGCUGUGAGUCUGGAAUUCCCAGAUGAAAAAGAUAAUUGA
Prosopis cineraria is the source of this 1368-nucleotide messenger RNA. Its product is annotated as double-stranded RNA-binding protein 1-like. The coding region runs from base 109 to 1368 and encodes 419 amino acids. Lineage: Eukaryota; Viridiplantae; Streptophyta; Magnoliopsida; Fabales; Fabaceae. The transcript is spliced from 4 exons. The record is from RefSeq and is a predicted model, not a curated record.